GGAAAAGUCUACUGCAAUUCUAGGUAAUACUUUUAUAAAAAGGGAAUUAUUAAAAAAAAAAAAAAAAAAAAGAAGCUUAUAAAGUUUGCUUGGUUGAUAUCAUUGGUGGGAGUGGGAGGAAGUUAAUUUGAAAGAGAAGUCAAAGCAUUCGCAACAAAGGGUAAUCAUUGAACAACAGAAAAAGAAGGGGAACACCAGCACCAGCACCAACAAAUAGGGAUAGCCAAAAAGCAGGCAAAUGGAAACCCAAUAAUGCCGCCGAAAGCUAAACCAAUCCAACAACAACAGCACCUUCACCUUCACCUCCACAAAAUUCUCCUUCAAUGACUGCACCACCACCGAAAGCAGCUGCUCGCGUGCCAUCCUAUCUCUUCCCUUGUCUCCUCGGCUUAGUUUCUCUCACCCUUCUUUUCUUCUACCAGGUAGAUAACUUCGCUUCUCGAACUAAAACAGUCGCAGGUCACAACUUAGACCCAACCCCAUGGCACAUUUUCCCACCUAGAACUUUCGAUGAAGAAACCCGCCAAGCUCGAGCUUACAAAAUUAUACAGUGUUCUUAUCUCACUUGCCCAUAUACCAACACCACCACCACCCGACGUCGUUCCCAGUCCUCCUCUCAAGCGAACGCAAAAUGCCCAGAGUUUUUCAGGUUUAUUCAUCACGAUCUACAGCCAUGGGCACGGACGGGAAUAACAAAGAAGCAUAUAGCGGAGGCCAAGAAAUUUGCGGCUUUUCGGGUUGUGAUAUUUGAGGGACGAUUGUAUUUGGAUCUUUAUUAUGCAUGCGUGCAGAGCAGGAUGAUGUUUACAGUAUGGGGACUGUUGCAGCUGCUAAAUAGGUAUCCUGGAAUGGUACCUGAUGUUGAUAUUAUGUUUGAUUGUAUGGAUAGGCCUGUUAUUAACAAGACUGAACAUAUCUCCUUCCCUUUGCCUAUCUUUCGGUAUUGCACCACUCAAAAUCAUUUUGACAUUCCCUUUCCUGAUUGGUCCUUCUGGGGCUGGCCAGAGAUAAAUAUAAGAUCUUGGAAUGAGGAGUUUCGAGAUAUUAAAAGAGGCUCUCAAUCUAAAAGUUGGUCAAAGAAAUGGCCUCGUGCAUAUUGGAAGGGAAAUCCAGACGUUCUGUCUCCCAUUCGUACAGAGUUAAUGCAAUGCAAUCACUCCAGAAAAUGGGGUGCACAUAUUAUGCGACAGGAUUGGGGAGAAGAAGCAAGAGCUGGUUUUGAGCGCUCCAAACUAUCAAAUCAGUGUAACUACAGGUAUAAAAUCUAUGCUGAAGGCUUUGCCUGGUCUGUGAGCUUGAAAUAUAUCAUAUCUUGUGGUUCCCUUGCGCUAAUAAUUUCCCCACAAUAUGAAGACUUUUUUAGUCGUGGCCUUGUCCCUGCAUCAAACUAUUGGCCUGUCGCUUCUGAUGAGUUAUGCCGGUCUAUAAAGUUUGCUGUUGACUGGGGUAAUGCAAAUCCAUCCGAGGCAGAGUCAAUUGGAAAAGCAGGACAGGACUUUAUGGAAACUUUAAGUAUGGAGGGAGUCUAUGAUUACAUGUUCCACCUCAUAACAGAGUACUCGAAGCUGCAGGUCUUCAAGCCUGUGCUGCCAUCAUCAGCACUUGAGGUGUGUGCUGAUUCUCUGCUUUGUUUUGCUGACCCAAAACAGAAGCAAUUCCUUGAAAGAUCAGCUGCCUUCCCUUCGCCAAAGCCGGCAUGCAGUCUCCAGCCUGCCGAUGGCAAUGCAAUAAAGAGUUGGUUACAAGAGAAACAGAGAGUAAUGGAGGAUGUGAGAAAAAUGAAGAAGGUGAAAGUGUGAAGAUAGUAUUGGCAUGGCAGGAUACAAGCAGUCGAAGCACAUAAAAUUUUGAAGGUGUAUAGUGCAUUAGAAAUCGAAUUAUGAUGACAGAUGAAAGAUAUGCAAGUUUGAUGCCCAAAAAAGUAUAGAUGGAAUGGAAGCCAAGGCUUAGUGUCUGAAUUCAGAUACUGCUAGCGAUUCGGUUGAACAAUAAAAUUAUUAUUAUUUCUUUUUUUCCCAAAAUCUCUGCAGAUUCCUAUGUGGAAAAGCUGAUGUAUCUAAAUGUGCAUAUGGAUGUAUAAUACUUUAUGCUCUCAGAAGAAGGUGCAAAGGCAUUGGUAGAUGAAAUCUUUUUGUCUA
Molecule: messenger RNA, 2138 nt
Organism: Ricinus communis (castor bean)
Lineage: Eukaryota; Viridiplantae; Streptophyta; Magnoliopsida; Malpighiales; Euphorbiaceae
Product: protein O-glucosyltransferase 1
Exons: 6
Coding region: 324-1799 (491 amino acids)
Source: RefSeq, a predicted model, not a curated record